This is a messenger RNA of Papaver somniferum (opium poppy), 1317 nucleotides long. RefSeq names its product phosphoglycerate kinase, cytosolic-like. The coding region runs from base 1 to 1317 and encodes 438 amino acids. Gene Ontology annotation, biological process: gluconeogenesis; glycolytic process. The record is from RefSeq and is a predicted model, not a curated record. Gene Ontology annotation, molecular function: ATP binding; phosphoglycerate kinase activity; ADP binding. NCBI's taxonomy places the organism in Eukaryota, Viridiplantae, Streptophyta, Magnoliopsida, Ranunculales, Papaveraceae. Gene Ontology annotation, cellular component: cytosol. The transcript has 7 exons.
AUGCCUCUGAAAAAGAAAAGUGUUGGCGAUCUUAAGGAGUCUGAUUUACGAGGGAAGAAAGUAUUUGUUAGAGUUGAUUUGGAUGUUCCAUUAGAUGAAAUUUUGAACAUCACUGAUGAUACUAGGGUUAAAGCUGCUGUUCCUACUAUUCGAUACUUAAUUCGUCAUGGAGCGAAAGUUAUUCUCUGCAGCCAUCUUGGACACCCAGAGGGUGUUAUUACGCCUAAAUACAGCUUGAAGCCUCUUGUUCCUAGGUUGAGUGAGCUAAUACAGACAAAAGUUGGGAUGGCCAAUGAUUGUAUCGGGGAGGAAGUUGAGAAAUUGGUUGCAGAAAUCCCAGAUGGAGGUGUUUUACUACUCGAGAAUGUGAGGUUCUACAAAGAGGAAGAAAAGAAUGAUUCCGAGUUUGCAAAGAAGCUAGCGUCUCUUGCUGAUCUCUAUGUGAAUGAUGCGUUUCGAACGGCUCACCGACCUCAUGCUACCGUAAAGAAAGUCACCGAGUUCUUAUCGCCUUGUGUUGCUGGGUUUCUUAUGCAGAAGGAACUUGACUAUUUUGUUGGAGCUUUCUCAAGUCCCCAACUUGACUAUCUUAUUGAAGCUGUGCCAACUCCCCGACAGACACGAACCAUUGCCAUUGUUUGUGGUUCAAAGCUCUCAUCCGAGAUAGGAGUUAUUGAGUAUUUGUUGGGGAAAGUCGAUUCCCUCAUUAUUGGUGGAAGAAUGGCCUUCACAUUUCUCAGGGCCCUUAACCAUUCUGUUGGAACAUCUCUUGUGGAGGAAGACAAGCUGGACAUUGCAAAAUCACUUGUCUAUAGGGCCACAGCCAGGAGAGUGGAAUUUCUGUUACCAUGGGAUGUUGUAGUUGCUGAUAAAUUUGCUCCCGAAGCAAAUAGCAAGACAGUUCUAGCAGCAAUUGGAAUUCCAGAAGGUUGGAUGGGAUUGGAUAUUGGUUCACGGGCCAUUGAUAUGUAUAAUAAAUGUCUUGAUCAAGCCAAGACUGUCAUAUGGCAUGGAACAACCAUCGGAGUGUUUGGGAUGGAGAAAUUUGAUAUUGGAACAAAGGCAAUUGCUAAGAAGUUGGCAGAGCUAAAUGAGAAGGGAGUAACAACCAUCAUUGGAGGUGAUGAUGUAAUAGCAACUAUGAAGAAGCUAGGUCUGGUAGACAAGAUGAGCCACAUCCUGCCCAGAGGAGAUGCCUAUAAGGAGCUUCUAGAAGGCAAAUCACUCCCUGGAAUUCGCGCUCUAGAUGAUACUUCUGGCUGGGUAACUAAUCUAUGUUCACGUGCAGUCAGUGUACUUCUAAUGUUGGAAGACUAA